UUUGAGAAGUAAACAGAAACUGGGUAGGGAACAGUGAGGAGCACCCAGGUGGGAGGGGGGCUCUCCAGCCCCACCCAGUUUAGGGAAUGCCUCUGCCUGUCCCCCUCCCUCCUUCACCUGGCUCUUACAGGGCUCAGCCCCUGACCCACAGCUACUUAAGGCACGGCAGGGCAGCCUGCAGCAGUUGCGCCGAGACAGUUCUGGAAGGGGUGGGCAGGGCAAAACUCUGAUCAUGACCCCCUACGGGCUGCUGCCACCGCUGUUACUACUAACUCUUCUGCUUGCUGCCCACCCAGAAAGUGCCUUGGCACGGUGCCCAGGCUGCAGGCAGGCAGUACAGGAGGGUUGUCCCGGAGGCUGCCUGGAGGAGGAGGCUGCUAAGAAGCCCGCAAUGGAGGGCUGCGCAGAAACUGGGGAUUGUGUCAGGAGAGAGGGGCAGCUGUGCGGGGUCUACACUCCUUACUGCACCCCCGGACUGCAAUGCCAGCCGACCAAGGAUGAGGAGACACCUUUGAGGGCACUGCUACUGGGCAGAGGCCGCUGUCUUCCGGUCCGCAAGCCCUCGGGGGAGAAUCCUAAGGAGAGUAAACCCCACCGAGGUGCCACCCGCUCCCAGGGCCUGAACCGCAGAGACCAACAGAGGAACCCAGAAGCCUCCAGCACUCCCUCCAGGCCCAAUCCUGGGGGUGUUCAAGACACGGACAUGGGCCCCUGCCGCAGACAUCUGGAUUCGGUGCUGCAGCAACUCCAGACGGAGAUCUUCCGGGGGACUCAGCCCCUCUAUGUGCCUAACUGUGACCACCAAGGCUUCUACCAGAAGCAUCAGUGUCGCUCCUCCCGGGGGCACCGCCGGGGUCCCUGCUGGUGUGUGGACCGGAUGGGCCAGCCCUUGCCAGGGUCUCCAGAUGGUGAUGGAAGCUUCCUCUGCCCCACUGGGAACAGUGGCUAAAGCCAUUGGGAGCUGACAGGGUCAUGGGGCUGUCAUCUCAAAAAAAUCCACCUGCAGGCCAUCUCAUUCUCCCCAUCACCCCUGGGCCCUUACAGAUCUAUUUGGAUACAUAAAGAUUGUUGUCAUCAGCUUGGGGUGUUAAUAAAGCUGUU
Messenger RNA from Perognathus longimembris pacificus (Pacific pocket mouse), 1101 nucleotides. RefSeq names its product insulin like growth factor binding protein 6 (gene Igfbp6). Bases 233 to 949 code for a protein of 238 amino acids. The transcript has 4 exons. Gene Ontology annotation, cellular component: extracellular region. NCBI's taxonomy places the organism in Eukaryota, Metazoa, Chordata, Mammalia, Rodentia, Heteromyidae. The record is from RefSeq and is a predicted model, not a curated record. Gene Ontology annotation, molecular function: insulin-like growth factor II binding; insulin-like growth factor I binding; fibronectin binding. Gene Ontology annotation, biological process: regulation of insulin-like growth factor receptor signaling pathway.